UCCUCAUGCCCUCGUUUGACACUUGGUCCCAACUACAACAAUGCUCGCCCCUAUUUACGUGAAGAGGUACGUAUAAAUCCUGACCUAAAUUUUCAAAGAUUAAACACGAUUAUUCAACGUGCCUCCGGCUUUAUCUCCACCGGCUAUAUAUAGUGGACAUUGUCCCAUUGAAGGCCACAGCAUAGUGUGUGUACUAGUUAAUCCAUGCAGCAGUAGUAAGAGAAGAUGAGCUUGCCAGUGACCUAUGUUGAGGGCUUCCAUGAUGUGGAUUUGGUGAAGAAGAUGCAAUAUGUACAGCUGGGAAAAACUGACAUGCAUGUGUCACGGCUCAGCUUAGGCACUUCUGCAUUUGGUAGUGUUUUCCGUCAGACAGAUGACAAAGAGAGCCAUGAGGUGCUGAAAGUGGCCCUGAAGUCGGGGAUUAAUUAUUUGGAUUGUGCCCCAUGGUACGGACACGGGAAAGCUGAGACUGUACUGGGACAGGCUCUGAAGUCCAUUCCACGCCAGGCCUACUACGUGGCUACCAAGGUAGGACGCUAUCUGCCAGAGGCCACCAAGAUGUUUGAUUUCUCUGCUGAGAGAACCAUGAGAAGCGUGGAUGAAAGCUUACAGAGACUGGGACUGGAGUAUAUAGAUGUUAUACAGGUACAUGACAUGGAGUUUGCCCCCAGUCUUGACGUCAUCAUCAACGAGACACUGCCAGCUCUCCAGAAGUGCAAAGACAUGGGUAAAGUCAGGCAUAUUGGAAUCACAGGCUAUCCACUGGAAAACUUCAGAACAGUUCUGGAGAGAAGUACAGUGAAGAUAGACACCAUUCUCACUUACUGCAGGUGUGCCAUGAAUGACACUAGUCUCAGGGAGUACUAUCCUUAUCUGAAGGAGCGUGGUGUUGGUAUACUCAAUGGCUCCCCAAUAGGCAUGGGUCUGUUGACUCACAGAGGGCCUGCUGACUGGCAUCCAGCUACACAGGAAAUACGAGAGAAAUGUGCAGAAGCUGCGAGGUAUUGUCAGGAACAAAAUGUGGACAUUUCUAAACUUGCCAUGCAGUUUGCUUUAGAACAGCCAGAACCCCACUCUACCAUGUUCAGUACUGCCAGUUUGGUUAACCUUCAGAAGAACCUUGAAGUUUAUUGGAAUGGAGUGACAGAUGGGGAGAGGAAAGUCAUGGAGGAGGUUAUGGAGAGAUUCAUGAAUACCAUAAGCUGCAACCAUUGGGAGGGGGUGGAAGAGAAACUCUACUGGAAAGCCAUACAAGAUGCCAAAAACCUGGGAAAAGACACCUUGCCCAACCUGGGGUGACACACCUACUUAGCAGUACACUAGGGCCUCAUUCACAACCAAGUUGAUCUAACUAGUCCGCAGAUCAAAUAUGGCACACACUUGACAAUGGAUUCCAGCCUCCCAUGUGUGCCGUCCCAGCAGGAGCAGGGCAAUUAAUUCUCGCCAUGCUUCUCAGUGGAUUGCGCCAUAUUUGAUCUGCGGACUAGUUAGUCUGCGGAUCAACUAUUUCUGAAUGCGCCCUAAGCCUUUUGCAGCUAGAUGACUAGAUGUUAAAUUCCUUUGUGUACUGAAGAGCUUGCUGUCCAGUAAACAAAAGAAUCAAAUCACAGUUCCUCUGAAGAUUUUUUUUGGAGAAAGACAUUAACACUGUAGUCAUGGUAAUUUAUUUUUAGAUUGACUUUCAUUUGGGGUCUUGUAGAAAGGAAUUUUCUUCAGUGCCAUCUAAAAUCGUAUGAUUAAUUUAUAGUGAUAUAACUUUGAAAGGCAUUCAGUGACAUAAUUAUUAUUUUGUGGGAUUUCAUAUGGAGGUAUGGGAAGCUGCCAUGUUUAUUGAUCAAUAUUGAAUUAUAGGUGAUUAAUAUUAAAUGCUAUCAGAGAUAUAUCACAUCAUAAUGGUUAUGUUACAUUAUAAUGGAGGUGGCUUUUUCUGUGUACCAAAAGAGCAGGGGAAUUCUUAGGAUGUGGUAAAAUGCUCAAAUAAAUUCUAAAUGAAGUGCAAAUAAAUAUUCAUAACAUUCCAUUGUCUAAUUGUUUACAUAUAACUGUAUAAUUUUGUAUUUUGUUAUAGUUAUACUUUAUUUUCAAACAUGA
Messenger RNA from Lingula anatina, 2091 nucleotides. RefSeq lists its product as uncharacterized. Gene Ontology annotation, cellular component: cytosol. Gene Ontology annotation, molecular function: L-galactose dehydrogenase activity. NCBI's taxonomy places the organism in Eukaryota, Metazoa, Brachiopoda, Lingulata, Lingulida, Lingulidae. The record is from RefSeq and is a predicted model, not a curated record.